AUGACUGAAGAAAAGGAAUACACUCCAACGACUCAACGAGGACUUUUGUGCGAAGCACCGGCAGCUUUAAUCAAACGGUCAGAUUCAAUCACCGAAUGGAGGGAGGGAUACUCAAUGGAUUAUGAUGACAAUGAUGCUCAAGAACAAAAUCUGCACUUAACUGGGGAAGGGAGCUCCAAAGUUUCUCCUGUGUUGCAUUCAUACCCUCUUCCCAAAUUUGACUUUGAUGAUAACUUACAAGAGCAUCUAAGAUUUGAUAGUCUGGUUGAAAACGAGGUUUUUUUGGGUAUCACAAGUCAGGAAGAUAAUCAGUGGAUUGAGGAAUACUCACAAGGACCUAGUGCAAUACCAUUUAAUUCAAGUGUGGCUGAAUCAAGAAGUCAAAAUGUAUGGUCUGAAGCAACAUCUUCAGAAUCUGUUGAAAUGCUUUUGAAAUCAGUAGGACAGGAAGAAAAAGUUCUAGAAGAAACAAUGGCUGAAGAACUGGAUCCUAACUUGAAGCAAUGUGAUGAAAAUGAUCAAGAUGAGUUCCAGGAGAAUUUUAUUGAGCAAUCUCAUGUUACAUUUACUUCUCAAUCUCAAGAGACUCAUAUUUCUCCUGGGGGGUUAGAUUCUGUAGUUGUAGGUGACAAAUAUGGUUUAUCUUUUGGUGAGAAAAAAGUUGAUAACAUAUGUGAUGAUGCAAAUCCGGAGGGUAGUAAUUUGGCAGAUGAAAUGCAAUCUGUCUCCAAGGUUGAAGGUGGAAAUGCAGAUACUUCACAGAAUGUGGAUGCAAGUGUUGAAGAAUGUCAGGAGAACCCUCUAGCAGUUCCUGAAACACUCAAUGAAAAUGAAACUGAUCUUUCAGUGAACUAUAGUAAUGAGUCUGAGCAUAUUGCUAAGAUUCAUGAUGAUGCAAAUCACGUGGUGAAUGAUUUGGCAAAUGAGCCCAUUGUUAUUGAAUUGCAAGAAGAUCCUUUUGUCUCCAAGGUGGAAUGUGGAAAUGCAGGCUCCUCACAGAAUGUGAAUGCAAGUGUUAAAGUUCUUGAAACACACAAUGAAAACACUGAUGAUCUUCCAAAGAGCUUUCAUAGUAGUGAACCUGAACAUAUUGAUAAAAUAUCUGAUGAUGCAAAUGAGGAGGGAAAUAAUUUAGGAAAUGAGUCAUUUGCCAAUGAAUCUCAAGAAGAUCUUUCUGUCUCCAAGGUAGAAGAAGGUGGAAUUGCAGGCUCCUCACAGAAUGUUGAUGCAAGUGUUGAGAACCCACAAGAAGUUCUUCAAACGCCCAUUGAAAACACGGAUCUUUCAAAGAAUUUUAAUAGUAGUGAGCCUGGGCAUAUUCAUAAGAUGCAUGAUGAUGCAAAAGAGGAGGAUAUUAAUUUAGCAAAUGAAUCCUUUGUUAAUGAAUUGCAAGAAGACCUAUCUGUCUCCAAGGUAGAGGAAGCAAGUAUUGAGGAGCAUCAGGAGAAUGAACAUGCAAGUGAUCUGUCAAAGAACUUUCAUAGUAGUGAGCCUGAGCAUGUUGAUAAGCUUUGUGAUGAUGUAAAUCAGAAGGGUAGUGAUUUGGGAAGGGAAUCUUUUGUUAAUGAAUUGCAAGAUCUUUCUGCCUCCAAGGUAGAAGAUGGAAUUGAAGGUUCCUCUCAGAAUGUUGAUGCAAGUGUUGUGGAGGUUCAAGCUAAUCCACAAGAAGUCCUUGAAACAGGAAAUGAAAAUGCAAGUGAUCUUAACUUUCAUAAUAGUGAGCCAGAGCAUAUUGUUAAGAUAUCUGAUGAUGCAAAUCAGGAGGGUAGUAAUUUGGCUAGUGAAUCUUUUGUUAAUGAAUUGCAAGAAGAUCCUUCUGUCUCAAAGGUAGAAGGAAGUGACAACAAUAAUGUUGGUAUCACUUUAUUAUCAACAAACUCUUCAGCUGAAGUGCCUGUUGUAGACAUCUCAAGUGAGGAUGAAGGAGCUGAAAAUAAUGCUUCUAAUAUUGACACUGGAGAUUCAAAUCAGAGCUCGCCUGUUAAGAUUUCUAAUUUAGUGAAGGUGGGUGAUGAAACUCAAUCAUCAGAGCUGGAUGCUGCCUCUAUGGAUCAAGAUUUUACUUUCAAUGAGAGAGGGGAUGCAAGAGAUCCUUUGGAGUCUAAGGAUAUGGACAUAGAUGAAGUUGAAGCUCCUAAUAGCCAAAAGAAUGUUGAACCAUCUUUGUUUGGAAAUGCUACUCCAAACAUUGACACAGAGGAUUCAAAUCAAAGCUCGUCUGUCAAGAUUUCUGGUUUAGCACAUGUGGGUGAUAAAGAAACUCAAUCAUUGGAGCCAGAAGAUGUCUCUAUGGAUCAAGGUUUUACUUUCAAUGAGAGAGGAGACACAGCAUUGCAUUUGGAUUUUAAGGAUACGGACAUGGAUGUUGAUAGAGCUCCUGAUACUCAAAAGAAUGUUGAAUCAUCUUUGUCUGCUGAAGUUUGUGAAGAGGCUAUUGUGAUGGCUCAAGCAUCUGAACCUAAUAUGGCCAUUCUACCUGAUGCUGUUGCGGAUGUGGGAUCAAGUAAAAUAUCAUCUCCUGUGACACAGGAAGCUGAUAUAGUUGCUGAAGACCAGCCAAGAUCACCUAUACUAGGGGUGAGUUUAUUGCACGAUGAUAAUAAAGAAAAAGUUGAAGUAGGAGGAAAUUGCGAAAAAGGGACCCCACAAGUUGAUAGUAGUCCAUUACCAUUAGUUAAAAAAGAUGCAGAUUCUCAUGGUGAUCUUCCUGUUGGAAGCUCUGAUGUGGGCCCAAGUGAACAAACAGUGGAUGUUAAUCAAAGUGGUCUCAAGUGCUCUAAGCCAUUGGAGACAAUCCCUCUUUCCUGUGAUUUAUCAGAAGAGGCCAAUAAGGCUGAUGCUGGAGGCUUACUGGAUCCUAAAGAAUCAAUGGCAGGAGAAGGAGGAGUGGAACCUCUAAAUUUAACAGUCAACAUCUCAAAUGAACAGCAGACUUCUGUUAGUGUAGCCGUUCCAUCUGUACAUGAGACUGAAGGUGGUUCUGCUUCUUUGGAUAAAGAUAAACCUCAAAUUUUCUCAUUUUUAGACACAAAAAGCAUCGAACCUUCUCAAAGUGCAAAAGAUAAGCACGAGGUCACCAUGGAGAAUACACCACUUUCAAAGAUAAGUAAUGAAGGAUAUGGAGGACUUCAGUCGGUUUCUUCAAGUAGUGCUAGAAAAGAAGGAAAAACCUUUACUUUUGAGGUCACUGGACAAACUGGCAUUCAGAAUAUUGAUUUCUCAAAGGUGUCAUCUGUUAGUUCUUCUGGUGGGCUUUUGGAUUCUAACAAACCCCAUCAAGACUCUCUGGUUACCCCUCAAACGCCUAGUGUUGCACCCGUUGAAUCAGGAGCCAAAAAAACUUCUGAACGUAAGCCAAGAAGAAAAUCAGUUGGAAAAGAAACUGCCAAAAAAGGUAAUCACUCAAAGGAAACAACUCCCACAAGACGUUCAGGAACAGAAAAAUCUCCUUCUUCAUUGAUAACCUCUGAGAAUCAGCCUGAUCUGAAUAUUCCAACCUCUAUACUCCACCAGUCUUUCACAGACACUCAACAAGUGCAAUUGCGAGCACAGAUUCUAGUAUAUGGAUCAUUAAUAUCCGGAAUGUCACCUGAAGAGCCUCACAUGAUUGCUGCAUUUGGACAAUCAGAUCCUGGAAGGAAAGCCUGGGAGGCUGCUUGGCAUGCUUGUAUAGAACGUGUUCAUGGUCAUAAGUCACAAGUCAACAACCCUCUAACCCCUUUGCAAUCACGAUCAGUUAACAGAGAUCCUGAACAAGAAACUAAAACUGAUUCUGCUCAAAGCAAAGUUCUGUCUACACCUAUUAUUACAGGAUCAAUUGUUAGUCUGAGUCCCAUGAAUCCAAUUCCUUCUCCUCUUUGGAAUAUCUCUACCCCUCAUGAUCGUUUGCAGACUAAUCCCACACCAAGAAGUGCUAUUUUUGAUUAUCGCCAAACACUUUCUCCUCUUCAUCCUUUUCAGGCUCAAAGGGUUCAGACUUUCUCUGGUCAUAAUCAAUCCUGGCCAUCUCAGGGGCCUUUCCCUGGUCAAUGGCUUGCUUCUUCACCACUUUCUCCAUUCAAUGCUCGCUUUUCUUCACUUCCUAUAACUGAAUCUGUAAAACUAACCACUGUUAAAGAAUCAGGUGCUCCAGGGUUAUCUGUAACUCCUGUGGACCUUACUUCUUCUCCAAUCCUUUCUCCUAUCCCACCUUCUUCCAUAUCCCACAUCAAGAACACAAUCGUUUCAUCUACUCAACCUUCAAAUGAUUCAAAAACCAGAAAAAGGAAAAAACCGACUCCUAAUAUUGUGGACUUGACUCAGACACCUGUUUCUUCUCCUCCACCUGUCCCCUUCUCCACACCUGUUUCCAUCACACUCAAAACCAAUCAGUUUCUCUCGGCUUUAUCUCCUGAAUCUACUCAUGGUCAACCUAAACCUGUUGACCGAAACACAGAGAAAACUGUAACCAAAGAGGAAAUCAUGACCAAAAUUGAGGAGUCCAAACUACAAGCAACAGAAGCUGCUGAACAUGCUGCUGUUGCAGUCACACACUGCCAACAUGUAUGGAGCCAAUUAGAAAGACAAAAGAGUUCUGGUUUGGCUUCAGAUGAUGAAGCAAAGCUAGCUUCUUCAGCUGUUUCCAUUGCAGCUGCUGCUUCUGUUGCUAAAGUGGCUGCAUAUGCUGCUAAAAUCGCAUCAAAUGUUGCAGAACAAGCAAGGUUAAUGGCUGAUGAAGUGUUGUUAUCAAGUAGAACUGAAACUCAUAAAACUACUACACCUGCUUCAGUCAUAUCUGUUGCAAGAGAAGCUGCACGUAAGAGAAUUGAAGCUGCUUCAGCUGCUUCAAAGCAUGCUGAGAAUCUAGAUGCGAUUGUCAAAGCUGCUGAGCUGGCAGCUGAAGCUGUCUCACAAGCUGGGAAGAUUGUUGCAAUGGGUAAACCCUUGGCUAUUAGUGAAUUGGUUGAAGCGGGUCCCGAGGGCUACUGGAAAACUCCACAGGCAUCUAAAAAACAGAAUGUUGAAGCUGCUUCCAGUGAUAAAAAGAUUCAGACUUUGAAACAUGAUGAUUUGUUCAAGAACCAGAUGAUGAUUACAAGCUAUGAAAAUGAUAGGAUUCGUGAAGGUAUUGAUUUGUCCAAAACCAUUGGAGCAGUUCCUGAUUUGGAGAUUGGACCAAGUCAUGCUUCUAAUGCUGCUGCUGACGUGGACAUGAUGCCACAAAGCACUUCACCCACAUGGAAAGAUAACAACAACAUUAAAGAGGGUUGUCUUGUUGAGGUGUAUAAAGAUGAUAACAAGAACAAAGGUGCCUGGUUUGCAGCUAAUGUACUGACUUUGAAAGAUGGAAAAGCUUUUGUCUGUUACACUGAAAUUCCAUCAGAUGAAGGGUCAGGGAAAUUAAUGGAAUGGGUCCCACUUGAAGUUGAAGGCAGUGAGGCACCCAGGAUUCGUAUAGCACAUCCUUUGACCACCAUGCGAUUUGAAGGGAGUAGAAAGAGGGGCAGAACAGUCUUUUCAGAUUAUGCUUGGUGUAGUGGAGAUCAAGUUGAUGUUUGGGUACAAGAUAGCUGGCAUGAAGCAAUUGUUGUGGAGACAAAUAAGAUUGAUUUAACUUCUUUAACUGUCCAGUUUCCUGCUCAAGGAAAGACAUCAAUUGUUAGGUCAUGGCAUGUGAGGCCAACUCUUGUCUGGAAGGAUGACAAGUGGAUUGAGUGGUGUAGUUUGAAAGGACGCCAUUCUUCUGAGGGUGAUACACCACAAGAAAAACGACCGAAGUUUGAUAAAGAAAAGGAGAAAGCAUGGAAUAAUACUAAUAAGAGUAUUGAUGUUGAGACAAGUAGUAGACAUCAAGAAUCAAGGAUACCUACCUUUUCUUCCCAAAAUACUUCCUUUGAUAUAGGUAAAGCCUCCAUGGAUGACAACAAACAGAAGACACGUGGACCAAUGAGGAGUGGUUUUCAAAAGGAAAGGUCACGGGUGGUUUUUGGUGUUCCUAAACCAGGGAAAAAGCAAAAAUUCAUGGAUGUGAGCAAACACUAUGUUGGAGAUGGAAGCAGUAAAAAUAAUAAUAAUAACACCACAGCAAAUAUUAAUCCACUCCGAAAGAUUUUCACAAACGAAUCUAAAGAAAAACAAAUUGCUGAAGCUAAAUCCAAACCACUCAAAACUACUAGAAAACCACCAAUUCCAACGAUUGUCAGAACUUUAGCUCAAAAGGACAAAUCAAAACCCUCUCUGAGUGAUAAAAAUGUUAGUGCUGAUGAAAACAUGCCAGGUCAGCAGCAAAAGGAUAUAGGGUUUGGUUCUUCUUCUUCUUCCAAAGAUGUUCCAUUGAAUACACCAAAGCAAAGCUCAACAUCAAAGAAGGUUGUAGUAUCUGAGCGUUUAAACAAGAGGAAAAUUCCAUCUGGUAAUGACAAGUCAACUAAAGUGGAAGUCAAAGACAAUUUGACUUCAGAAUCUGAACCACGGAGGUCAAAUCGUAAAAUUCAGCCAACUUCCAGGCUUCUAGAAGGUUUACAGAGUUCAUUGACUAUCUCAAAGAUGCCUACAGUUUCAUAUGCAAGUCAAAGAAACCACAACAAGAGUAUGUCAAAAGGGAGUCCUAGACCUGGAUGAGGCGAUUUCUCCAAAGUGUGUAAUUAACGAGAGAUUGUAGAACUAGAUAUUACAGUGGUUACCAAGGUCUUAAAACGCAAAGCUUGUAGAAGAUGUUUAUAUAUUUACCAAAUUGCCCCUGAUAGGCGCUAUAUGGACCUUGUAUGGUUACAGAUAUCAUUAAAAAUGGUGGUAAAGAGUUUCAGACACUAAAACCUUGACCUUGUGAUUUGAUCUUAUUCUGUUUGCAUUCAGCUUUUGUUGUAUAAAA
Messenger RNA from Lactuca virosa, 6850 nucleotides. The record is from the annotation of a GenBank genome assembly. Lineage: Eukaryota; Viridiplantae; Streptophyta; Magnoliopsida; Asterales; Asteraceae.